AUGUCCGUUCAAACACAAGCCAUAAAUCCCGAAGACUUCGCCGAAGCUAUCGCCGAUCUUCCCCUCAGCGCAGUCUACAGCAAAGUCUCCGAGCUCCGCAACUCAAUCGCACACCUGCACCGCUCCAACGAGGAGCUCAGGCUUUUCCUUGCAGAAUCAAAAGACUCAGAAGAAGAAAAGAAGGAGCUAGAGGGAUAUGUUUUGGAGAAUGAGGGGGUGAUUACGUCGAUGAAUGAGCGUAUUUCUUUGCUCAAGGUUGAGGUGGAAAGGCGAGGGCAGACUUGGAUUGAGGAGAAGGGGGAGGAAAAAGAUUUGAAUGGGGAGGUGCAGGUAUCUGAAGAGACGAUUGCGCCGGUACCGAAUGGGAGUGCUGGAGCUGGGCUUGGUGACCAGGGCUCGAAUGCGAAUGCGGGGCAGGAGGAGGGAGUUUAUCUUUGA
Messenger RNA from Penicillium pulvis, 438 nucleotides. RefSeq lists its product as uncharacterized. The coding region runs from base 1 to 438 and encodes 145 amino acids. Lineage: Eukaryota; Fungi; Ascomycota; Eurotiomycetes; Eurotiales; Aspergillaceae. The transcript has a single exon. Gene Ontology annotation, biological process: proteasome regulatory particle assembly. The record is from RefSeq and is a predicted model, not a curated record. Gene Ontology annotation, molecular function: protein-macromolecule adaptor activity.